Messenger RNA from Lingula anatina, 3863 nucleotides. RefSeq names its product tetratricopeptide repeat protein 17. Gene Ontology annotation, cellular component: actin cytoskeleton; cytoplasm. Lineage: Eukaryota; Metazoa; Brachiopoda; Lingulata; Lingulida; Lingulidae. Gene Ontology annotation, molecular function: protein binding. Gene Ontology annotation, biological process: actin filament polymerization. The record is from RefSeq and is a predicted model, not a curated record.
CCCCUAACCCACCACUUCCUGGGGAACAUAUUGGCAGCCAAACAGAAUAUCUCUGGUGCUAUCUACCACUACGAAGAAGCUCUGAAGGCAGAUCCUAACAACCAGGACUUCCUCAAUAUGCUCAGAACUGUCAAAUGUUAUCAAAAAUAUCACCAAAACAAUCAAAACCCCGCCAGAAAGGAAAGUACGGGUCAACAGAAGUGUGGCCCUCCUGGUCAGCCCAAUAGUAAGGAGACGGAGAGCAGGAUUGUCUGCAAAGCUGAGCAUGGCAAGGAGACCUGUAUUCUGGAGACCAGGACCCGCAACCUUCCAGGACAGUGUCAGCAGUCCUGUGACAUGAAACCUGAGUGUAAAUGUCAGUGUCCAGAUACUUUGAUCCGUAAACUUGAGAAAGCAGUGGCAGAUGAGGCUAACGGCGCCCAAAUGUGCAUACACAAUACCAUGGACCCACAAGCCAAUAGUCCACUGAACAUGAUGUUUGAUCCAGAACUGGAGAUGGAGAAGAUAGGUCAGCUGUACAAAGACAUUGGGAUCUGUAAGAGUCCAGAGUGUGAAGAUCACAAUUUGAUGCAGCCUGCCAACUCCCGUCCACACAUCCGCCUGGAGAACAUCAACGGGUUGAUAACACAAAACCUGGUCUUCUCCGACUCUCCGUCAGAGGUCAAGGUCAGUCCAGAGGAAUGCAUCAUUUUUAAAGAUGGCAAGAAAUCAGAUGGUUGUGCACAGGAAAUAUUCAAGCCAAUGGCUGAUCAGCUUUCAGUUUUUCACCAAAAAUUUGAGGAAUUGGACAGAGCAACGUGUGACCACGCCAACACAGCAAGCAGUUCCUCCACCACAAACAACAACAAUAACAACAAUAAAAUAGAGAAAGACAAAAAGAAAGACAGCAUCAAAAGCAAUGACAGUAAAGUGCCUAAGAAAAACAAAGAAAAGCCCAUGCUUCAGCCAGUAUACCUCCAGUCAGACGACCCCAGCGACCUUGAGGAGGUCAUCAAUGCCGCCAUUGAACAGGUAGAAGAUGUCCAGCUUCCCGAUAUACCUGACAGUGAGCUACCAGACACCACCAAGCACAUAGUGGCCCGCAAAGCUUUGUCCAUUCCCACCUGGGAUGAAUGCCAGGAUCAUAAGAAAAUUGACUUUAAGAAAUUCACCAGUACCUGGCUGUCUGUAACUGCCAAAGGAAUAGAUCCUAAACAUCACGUGAACUUCUCUAAGAAGAUCCGCGGGGAGUGGGAGGAGCCCGUGUGUGAGAAGGACUUUGGUGCCAGUGCCCAGUCCCUGGACCACAUCAAGGGGAUUGCGGAGAGGAACAGUCUGGAGUACGCCGCAGAGACUGGCCUCAAGGAGGUGUUACAAUCUCUAGGAGAUGAUGAUGGGGAGCCAGGUGAAGUGGUGGGAACCAGGAUAGCCCAUGCUUUGAAGAAGAAUGGCACCUCAUGGGUGUUAGGCAACUUAGCUGCCCUCUACUGGAGAGUGGAAGGCAAUGCCAAACAUGCUGUGAACUGCCUGCGUAUGGCACUGAACACUGCUCCCAGAGACAUGAGGGACAUUUCACUGCUCAGUAUGGCCAAUGUUCUCUACAAGUCUGGUCGUCUGAAUGAUGCCAUUGUGGUAAUCAACAUGGCGCUGGAGACGUCUCCCAGGAUUGUUGUAAUCCACUUCACGCUGGCUAAUAUCUAUGCUGCCAAGGGUGACUGGCCCAAAGCUGUGAUGUUCUACGAGUCCACCCUGGGGCUACAGUCCUCCUUUGAACCCGCCAGAGACAGACUGAAGGCUAUACAGUGCAAGAAAAUACUGGAACACCCGGAAGAAUACAAACCAAAAGAGGAGGGAAAGAAGAAAAAGAAAGGAAAGUCAAAACCAAAGGACUAAUUGCUGCUAUUUACAUAAAUAUAGACUACUGACAUAUAAAUAAAAAUUUUUUGAUUACUGAAAGCUGUCAGUGGAUAUAUAUUUUUCUAUGGUUUCUUGUUUGAUUUCUUAAAACCCAACUCGCUCAAACUUGUUACACCAGUGACCUUCUAAACCUUACCUUGUACCAAAAGUGUGACCCAUUUGUGUGUACCUAUUUAAAAGUUACUUAAUUACACAGCAGGUGGCUUCUGCAACUUACAUUUUUUAAGAAGAUUAAACAAGAUAUUAAUGUUUUAUUCUUAGUUGUUGGCAAUGUCAAGUUUUUUUUGUCACCCCAUAUCUCUCAUUCAUGUUUUGGUUUUUGUUAUAUUGUUUUAAGGGAAUUUUCUUUAAAACUGUAAAACAGUAACAGUAAAUUUUUCUUUAAUGACAAGUUUUCUGGUUUGAAGACCAAAAAAAUUGGUUACUUUUAUGAAAGAAGGUUAACGUUCAUACUAAAUUGGUUAAUUCUAUCCACCUAAACAACAAAAGGAAUGAUGUAGUGUUUUCUUGUAUUUUAAAGAACCUAAGUAUAUAUUAACAAGCACCUUAUACUUCACAGUUAUCAGUGAUAUUGUCUUUAAGUUUGAAAGUGUUUCAGAUUACAGAAAAUUUCUCUGUAAAAAGACAGAAAUUCAGCAUUCCAAUACGGGGUUUCAGUCAGAGCUCUUAUAGAUAUUAAGAACUAUUUUCAUUUUAAUUUAUUUCUUUUGCAAUAAAAUUACAUUUAAUAUUCUAUAUGGAAAGUAAGAAAGAGAUAGAAUUUAGACAAGAGAGAUAGAUAAACUUAAUUUAAUAUAGUAAACACAUGUCAGAAAUAGUCUGACAUCUUCAACAAUUAUGUGAUAUAUUUCAUUUCAUUAUUUAUGUGAUAUUUUCACAAUAUUUACCUGUCUGGAAAUUAUGCCAAUGUGAUUGAAAGGAGCUAAAUAAUAUAGGGAAUUUCUUCGAUUGGGCCAACAGCACAUUACAAAUUUUUUGUUUGUUUGUUUGUUUAUGCGAGUUGUUUUGCUUCUGAUAGCCUUUAAUGUUUUUGCCAGGCCCGUCAAUUUGCAUUCUUAUGUAUUAGUAGCAAAGCACAAAUGUAGUUCUUGUUUAGGUUUACUAUAGAAGUGAAUAGAUCAUGCCUUGUGUUUGUUAUCAUGGUGUCAAUGUUCGAUUGUUCUGUUUUAGAGAAAAAUUAAAACAGUCCCAUUGUAAAUUCAUCCUCAGUCGAAACUUUGCCACAAUUUUUGUACUUUUUUAAACACAUUUUUCAAGGUGCUAAUUGGAUAUUUUUUGUAUUGAAGACAAUGUUAUCCUCCUCAGUAUUGCUUCUGUUACAAAAGAAUUGAUCAUUAAUAUCAAAGACCAGUUCAAGUUUGAAUUGCAUUUCCGAACAGUAUUUUAUCACAAGUUUCUUGCAGCUUUUGUAAAUUCUUUAUAUCAUAUCUAAGGCUUCCCCUUUUGCCUAUAAAGUUAUAAAACACUUACGAGGUCAAAUAGCCUUGUAGCUUGUUGCUUUAGGUUGUUUAGUCCUGUGUUAAAUCAGGUUAUGGUGUUUGUAGAAUUAGUGCUUUUGGCAGAUCAUUUUUUGUUUAUAAUUGUAAAGGGUAAAAUUUUGAUGCAGAAGAUAGUUCAAAUUUCAUUAAAGAUAGAAGUGCAAGUUGCUGCAGCUUUGGACUUUUUGUUGCAAAUUUUAUUUAACCUUGUGCAAGUAGGAGAAGACGCUAGACAGUAUAAUGUAGACAUUGCUGCAUGUUGUCAUAUGUCCAUUUCCUCCUAAUUUUUUUCAUACAGAGAGCUUCUGUGCAAUAUAAUGCUAAGGCGGCUGUGGGUUGUGUUCAUUUAUUAGUGGAAGACCAAGUAUUGAUUGUCAUGAUGUGUAUUGUUUUCUAUGUCCAGUAGAACUGGCUCUAAUCAGUUGAAAUGAUAAUUUUGUAAUACAAAAAAAGACUGUAAUAUUCCAAACAGUUUUUAAUGAAAAAAUA